AUCUUAAUAAAAAAAUACUUUAUUGACUCCUCAAUGCAUAGCCACCAAAAUGGUUAAAAUUUAAAAUGAAUAAUACCAAUAGUUGAUGAGGAUAUGCUUCAGUGGAAAUUCCCGUACACUGCUGGUGGGAAUGUAACUUGGAGCAGUCAUUGUUUGCCAUUACCUACUACAUUUGGCACAUAUCUUGUGACUCCUCAGGUCCAAUCUUUGGUCUACAGAGAAUGUUCAUAGCAACCUUAUUCCCAAUUUUUAAAAAACUAGGAAAACUCAAAGGUAUAGCCGUAGUGGAGUGGAUAAAGGCAUAGUCAGGUAGUGGAUUUCUCUACACCAGUGAAAAUGAAAUGAGUUACAGUAUAUGCAGCAACGUGGAUGAAUCUCACAAAAAUAAAUGUUGAGUGAAAGAAGCCUGAUGUACAUACUUAUAUUUAUACUGUGUAAUUCCAUAUAGAUAAGAGAGUUCAUAAUCACAGAGUUCAAGACUGUUCUGUGGUAUAAGAAGUUAGGUUAGCAGUUACCUCUACAGAAGACAAAGGGUAUAGAUUAUUGAGACAGGUAGGAUAGAGGAUUCUGGAGUGCUGGUAAUGUUCUGGUGACCCAGGUGGUUAUUAUACAGAAGUGUAGUGAUAUUCAGGAUCUUUUUACCCGCUAUUGGCCAUUCGUAUAUCUUCUUUGAAGCAAUGCCUAUUUGAGUUCUUUGUCAUUUUUGAAUUGGUCACUUUACAUUUUUAAAUAUACCACCCAUCCAGAUGAAUAUUCCUUGCAGUAUUGUUUUAAUACACUUAUGGAAGAAAUAACAUUUUCAAACUAGAUUUGAUACUUCCAUAUGUGAAAUACUCUGCAACCAUCAAAAACAAUGAGGUAGAAGCAUAUGUGUUAACCUGGGGAAUUUUUUCUGUGAUGUAUUGUUUAAUCCCAUUGUAAAUUCAUAGAAGAGAAUCUGGAGGGAUAUGUAUCUCACUGGAAAGGGGAAUAGGGGUAUGUAGAUAGCAAGAACAUUUCAUUUUUUCUGUUUGCUGUGUAUUAUUUAACACCUUUACAGUGAGCAAGUAUUACUUUGUAAAAUUUGAAAAAAAUAUAUUGUUAUCUCCCCUUAACUCCACCCUGUCCAAGCAGGUAAUUUCCAAGGAUCCUUCUUAAUGCAACCACCUCAUAAAAUAGAUAUUUUGUGACAAAAAAUUUAAUUCAGAUAUUUCAUUUGGAGGGAUGAGAGCAUAGGUUUUAAUCUAAAAUGUGAUGCCACAUUUUACUGCUUGUGUGCAUUUGGCUUCUCUGGUUUUAAGUUUCCUUAUCUAAAAAGAGCAGCAAGAUUGUUUUGAAGAUUAGGAAUAAGGCAUUUAAAACUCCUGGAUACUUAACAAAUGUCAGCUGUUAUUUAUUGACUUAUCAUCUACUCUGUUAUGUCAUUUAAAUUCAAGGGUGUCAGAAACUAGAUAUAUUUAGUUUUUGUAGCUACUUAAUGCAUUAUUUGUUGGUAUAAAUCUGUAUGCCAGUAUCUCACCGUAUACCACAGAAACAAAUGAAUUACAGUAGUUUUCAUGGGGCCAUGACUGGGGAAGGAGCCCCUUCGGCCGGCCACUUGAAUGGCGUUUGCACAGUAAGUUUUUUGCCUUCUUGUUGAUGGUAGCUGAAUGUUUUUUGUCGGCAGAUGUAGAAGUCGCUGAGGCUUUUAUCUGGAGGGAAGACUCAGUAAUUGGAUGUGAUGCUGAUAAAAUCCCUAUAUUAAUUUAAGAAGUAGUUUAUAAGGUUAUAAAUUAGCCUGGAUUUGUACCAUAAUUUUGAAAUAAAAAAACUGUUUGGUGUGUCCUUUUAGGAAACUGGUCCUCUACUAUUGCUUUUGUUGUUGUUCUUUUACAUGUAGUUUCGCCUUAAAAAAAGUUUUGUGCUUUUUUUCCCUUUAUUUUCAGGUGUUUCCUUCUGGAUAGUUUCUGUUUUCUUUCUUUGAGUUCCUAGCACUUUGCUCUUCCAUAACCAUGUUUCUUUACAUGCCCCUUUAGUAUGAAGUAACCAGACCCGGUAUCAAGUAAAAUAAGUCUAGGUUUUCACUUUUCCUAUGUUAGCAUGUUGUAUUGAAUAUUCUUCCCAUUGAACAUGUGCUUAUAUUCUGGAGGCUAAUACUUUAAGGAUCAGAUAUUAAAAUCAGUACCCUAGGAGGCAUUGGUGUAAGAUUCAAAGGAGUAACCAGGAUGCUAGGACGCUUAGGGAAGUUUUCUCUCGAAUACAUUGCAAAGGAUAAAUCAAGAUAUUAUUUCCACACUCUGCAUCAGGGAAAAACAGAAAAUUCAUAAUCCCACAUACUUGAAAAGUGCUUUGGGGUUUAUGAAUACCUGACUUUUGAUAUAAACUUGUGAAGUAGUAGGGGCAGGGAAUAUAUUUCUAUUCCUCCACACCCCUUUUUUAACAAAUGGAACACUGAGAUUCAGAAAGGUUAAACAACUUGCCAGAGGUUUCACAACUAGGACUUACUGAUCUUCUGACAUCUAGUAGUCAUCAUAGCCAACACUUGUGCAGUUCUUACCAUGUGCCAGGCAUGGUGCCAAGUACUUGUCAUGGGUUGACUUGGUUGUGAUUAAUUAACUCAGAACUCAGAAUCUUCCCACUAUAGGAAACUGGCUAGAGGUAAAGGUUAGUGUUCUAUUUCUCAAAACAAAUAUUUAAUAUCUUUUGCUUUAAUUACAGUAGGAGUAAAUAAAAACAUAUGUGGAUUUUCACGAAGCCUAUAUGAACAGAACAGAAAUUAGGGCAAAAUAGGGGUUAGAUAGAAUGAAGACAAGUGCUUAUAGGAACCUAAUUAAUUUACUAAUUUUGUCUCAGCCACCAUCGUUUCCAAUGCCUUUCUAAUAUUUCAAAAAAAUAUCCUUCAAUCUUUCCUCAUGAUGCAUAAAAGCUAACUAGGAUCUCCAUUGUGUGAUGGAAUUUUCCACCCUCCUCCUUGAUCAUCUUGUUCUAGUUUCUUCCCCGUAACUGUGCUGGGCUCCACUCUAGUGUUCUCUGGGCAUGCCGUGUGGUUUCAUAGCUUUCCCUUUUCUUCGACUUCCCAUAUCUGACAUGCCCUCCUCCCUGUUUUGGCCAGUUGAAAUCCUCCUUGUAUUUUAAGACUCUGCUUUGUCUUGGAAAGCUUCCUGAUCUGUCUGUCUCUCCCUGACCCCAUCUCCUGGUCAGGUCUGACUGCAGCUCUUCCAGGUGCUCACUGACUCACAGGCCUCUCACAAGUGACAAGUGUGUGUCGUUCGUCUUUCUUUCUCCCACAGUGGGUGCACAAUUAACUGUCUUACACUUACAUUUACUAAUAAUUACUAAUAAAAUUUUAGAAUACAACUUUUAUCUUGUAAUCCCUGACUUCAGAAAAUUGCAGUGAUUUCCCUUUGUGCCAAAAUUACAUACGAAAUUUUUAGCCUAGAAUUACAGGUACUUCAUAAAUAUUGGACCUAAUGUAUCUUUAUAGCCUGUUUAUUCCUUUGUCUUACCUAUAUUCAGUGUCAGUAACAUGUUUCGUUACUCACCUCUCAGUAUACUUUGGGCUUCCUCCCUUCCCUUGCCUACGACCUUUCUCCCUCCUGAAAUGGCCUUCACAGAGGCUUCUGAGGCCACUGCUUCGCAAACUUGAAUGUGCAUUGAAUUUGCCAAGAGAUAGUCUUAAAAAAUUUGUAGGUCAUGAUUCAGUAGGUCUAGGGUGAGGUGUAAGGUUCUGCAUUUCUAAUAAACUCCCAAGGAAGUUGAUGAUACUGGUCCUCAGACUAUGUUUUGAAUAAUAAGGGACUACAUUUCAGCCUGUAGUAGCUAUUGUUUAUCUCACUCACUUGGAAAUAGUAUAGGGCAAUGAGUUAGCUUAUUUUGAAUUUGAUACUUUUUGUGUGUCUUUUUUCCUUACCUAGAUUGUUUUGCUUGUGGGCAGAUAUUCUAUUUUAUACUAAUUUGCAUCUUUAUAGAUAAUGUUUGCUUCAGAACAGUUGAUUGACAAUUAUAAACAUGACCAUGCACUAUAGUGAUAAAAAAUGUUUCCUAAACUCCCAUAUGCCCUUUAGCUGGUACUAGGACUAGGACCUAAUCCGUCUUCUCCUUCCCCUGAGUAAAGCAGCUUUCCAGUUCUGGUCAUUUCCAGUAUUAAUUCAUUCACUGAUCAGAAAUUUUUUGAGUGCAUACUAAGUACUAGGGCUAAAAGAAUGAACUCAACAAACAGAAAUAUUGUCAUUUUGGUGUCUGUAUUCAAGUGUGAUGAGAGGGAGAGAAAAAGGUAAAUAAGUAAAAUACAUAGGUUGAUAGGUAAGUGCUAUGGAGAAAAAUACAGCCAAGGCAUGGGACAUAGGGGUUAGGAAGUACCAGGAUAUGGGGACAUAAUUUCAAAGGAGGUCAGGGGAGGGCUCACUAGAGGUUACUUUUGAGCAAAAAUGUGCAGGGGAUGAAGAGGAGAGGUGAGUCCACACAUAGAGGGCUGAAGAGGAGGGGCACUUAGCUGGAUGUGUGUCUACCUUGCUAAAGGAUCAGCAGGAAGGCCAGCUGACCAGAGCAGUGAGGGGCAUGAGGUAAGGUUUGGAUGUAAAGGGGAUCAGGUUCUCUGUGGGCCUGUGUGCCACUGGAUGGAUUUUGGCUUUCAUUUAAAUUAUUAAAUUUUCAUUUAAGAUGGGAAGACAUUCAAAGAUUUUCAGCAGAACUAUUGUCUGAGCUGACAUACCUUAUCUAAAAGAUCACUUUGGUUGAGUACUAAGGAUAGGAAAGGACAUGUGUAGAGGAAGAGGGACUGGCAGGGACUACUGUGAUGAGUCUGGCAGGAGGUGAUGGUGGCUUGGAUCAGGAUGCUAGCCAUCAAAGUGGUGAGAAGUGAUCUGAUUAUGGAUAUAUUUUUGGUUGUAAAGCUGGCAGAAUUUGCAGACAUUCUAUGAGGGGUUUGAAUCACUUGGGUAAUUUUUAUUAUAGAAUGAUUGGAAUGUAGCCAUUUCCUUUUCAGUGAAUUAUCUUGUUGCAACCCCACCAUCCACACAGAUACAUCUUAGUACUUCACAGGAUAGCCUCCAAAUAUUUUGUUAAGUACAAGAGAAAAAUAACAAGUGACCUCUCCUAUUCCAUAAGCAGUCAUAAGAAGACAGCAUAAUGCUUUUCAGGCAGCUAUAUUUUUUUAACUUUUCAGUUUGAAAUAAUUAUAGUCUCAGAAGAAGUUGCGAAAAUAGUGCAGAGAGGUCCCAUAUACUUAAAACCCAGCUUCUCCCAGCUGUAACAACUUACAUAACUAUAUAGAACAUUAUCAAAAUCAGUAAAUCGACAUUGUCAUGAUACAGUGAACUAGAUUACAGAUCUUACUCUAAUUUCACCAGUUUUUGCUUACACUCAUUUUCUUACUCUGUAUUUUUAUACAGCAUAGAAUGCAGCCUUUUAGAUUUCAGGUGAGUUACUAAUUAUGGAGUUCUUCUAUACUCGGGCAAUUGUCAUACUUAUUUAUUUCUGUCUCUGCUUAUAUGUUAGGUAACAAUGAGUGUCUUAUGAGUUGUUCUGAGUAUUCCCAAAAUGACUUUAUACAGCAUGGACUGAACCCUUUCCCCUUCUUCUUUCUCUCUUUUCUUCCUGUUUCUCUUUUCUCUUUCCCUGCCCUCCCUUGCUGUCUCAAGUACUACCCAAGGAAAGGGUAGCAGAAGGGUGUUGUUUAGUUUUAAAUUAAAAAAAGAUUGGCUUUGCUUUCUCCACUGUGAAUAAACUUUAAGAGCCUCAUUUCCUAUUCAAUUAAGUCCAUAAAUUCAUAGCUGUUUCACUGGUUCGAAUUAACAAGUUUUGUUUCUGCCACAUAUUGGAAAUCUCUGUGGUCUUUCAUAUUUUAAAAUCUCAUCAAUUCAUUGUUUUUCUCAAUUGUAGCCCAUUAUUUAUCAAAACUUUAUGUUCAGAGCUAUGGUCAGAGAGGAAGGAAAGAGUAAAUUUGUUCCAUAGCAGAAGUUUUGGCAUGGUGCGUGCUAAAUACUCCCUGGGUAUCAUGAACCUGACACUUCCUACUUGUGUGACCUUGGCAGUUGCUUAACUCCUCUUUUUUGAUUUGAUCAUUCUAAAAUGGGAAUAAUAUUAGAGUCAAUCUCCUAGGGCUAUAAUGAAGACUGUCUAUAAAGUACUUAGAAUCAUGUCUAGUAUAUGGUGACAUUAUUUUGUUUGUUAAAAACAAAUAUCUGAAUGUGGAUUUACAUUGGUAUUAGUAAAAAGUCAUUUGGAACAGAAAAUAUGUCACUCUCUUCCAAUUCAUUUAUUUCUUCAGAUAAUUCUAAUUGGGUUAACACAGUACAUUACUGUUAUUUAGUAUGAAUACUGAAUCUUCAAUACUUACAUAAGGAGAGUUACAAUUUUAACUCUUGGGCAGUAUAAAGGACGAGGUCAUACUCAGGAAGAUUUAUUUAAUUCUGGAUUUUCAACUCUGAAAAAAAACCGUUUUUAUUUUUAUCUCUAAUAGAGGCUCAAAAGAUUGUUGUCUAGGUAUUUUUUACACAAAGAGGCAGUAUAAAUUAAUACAGUUUUUUACUUGUUAGAAUAACAAUCACAGCUCCUAUCAGCAAAGAUAUUAAAAGGUAUGUUUUCCCAGACUGUUGCUGCUAGCUUGAUGAUUCAGCUUUUUCCUGGCAAUACUUCCUGCUUGAUCAAUUACUUUUCUUAUUUUAUUUGGGUGUAAGAUACCAUCAUUUUUAUUUGAUACACUGUUUCCCAUCCAGAUAGCAAAUAUAACCAAAUAGUAAUGUUUUAAAAGAUUAAAAACAUAAUUGAAUAUCAGUGUCAUACUGGUGUUUUCUGAGCAGGAAAUACUCACCUGCGUGAAAUUGGUGGGUGGAGCUCUACCAGGGAAGCCUGUUCUGCAAGUGUACGUUUGGGCUGGGGCAGUCCUGUGCUGUUGCAAAGCAGCCCUGCUGAGAGAAGGAGUAAGCUCCCGAAGGCCCGGACUCUCCAGCACACACACAAGCCGGCUCAGCUUGAUGAGGGUCCAAACACAGUGCUGAAAAAACUUCUGAAAGGGGGAGUGAAAACAGAGCUGAGUCUGAAGAUGCUGUGGAUGUUUGGUUGAAGUUAUCCUGUAGCUAAGGUCUGAGCCAGUGUGAUUAUGAUUCAUUUUUUACGCUUUUGCAUGGAAUGUAGAACUGCUGUAUCCUGUCUAAUCUACUGCUAAGUACAAUCAUUUGGACAAUUUUAAGUAUUGGUCCUAAAACCUGUGCCACAGCAAGAGUGUCUAAAAAACACGGCAAGCUCAUUACUUUCUUACGCACAUUCAUGAAGUCUCGUCCAACGAAGCAGAAGCUGAAGCAGCGGGGGAUCUUGAAGGAGAGGGUGUUUGGUUGUGACCUGGGGGAGCACCUUCUGAAUUCUGGUUUUGAAGUACCCCAGGUUCUUCAGAGUUGUACAGCAUUCAUUGAGAGAUAUGGCAUUGUGGAUGGGAUAUAUCGUCUCUCUGGCGUUGCCUCCAAUAUCCAGAGACUGCGCCAUGAAUUUGACUCUGAACAUGUCCCUGACCUGACAAAAGAACCAUAUGUUCAAGACAUCCAUUCUGUGGGUUCCCUCUGCAAGCUAUAUUUCCGAGAGCUCCCAAACCCUCUGCUUACCUACCAGCUGUAUGAGAAAUUUUCUGAUGCUGUUUCAGCAGCAACAGAUGAAGAAAGGCUGAUAAAGAUUCAUGAUGUCAUCCAGCAGCUGCCCCCUCCGCACUACAGAACACUGGAGUUCCUAAUGAGACACUUGUCUCUUCUAGCUGACUACUGCUCCAUCACAAACAUGCACGCAAAAAACCUAGCAAUCGUUUGGGCUCCAAACCUACUGAGAUCGAAACAAAUAGAAUCUGCCUGCUUCAGUGGAACCGCAGCCUUCAUGGAAGUGAGAAUUCAGUCUGUGGUGGUUGAAUUCGUCCUCAAUCAUGUAGAUGUCCUCUUCAGUGGGAAAAUCAGUGCGGUUAUUCAGGAGGGGGCAGCUUCUCUAUCACGACCCAAGUCCCUGCUGGUUUCCUCUCCAUCUACAAAGCUGCUGACGCUGGAGGAAGCCCAGGCACGGACACAGGCUCAGGCCACUUCUCCACUCGUGACUGAAAACAAAUAUAUUGAAGUAGGAGAAGGACCUGCUGCACUUCAGGGAAAAUUUCAUACCAUAAUCGAGUUCCCACUUGAAAGGAGGAGGCCUCAAAAUAAAAUGAAAAAAUCUCCUGUGGGCAGCUGGCGUUCCUUCUUCAACUUGGGGAAAUCAUCUUCUGUUUCUAAACGGAAGUUGCAGCGUAACGAGAGUGAGCCUUCAGAGAUGAAAGCCAUGGCUCUGAAAGGUGGCAGGGCAGAAGGAACCCUCCGUUCUGCUAAAAGUGAAGAGUCUCUUACUUCCCUCCAUGCAGUUGAUGGUGAUUCCAAGCUGUUCCGACCCAGAAGACCCAGAUCUAGCAGUGAUGCACUGAGUGCUUCUUUUAAUGGAGAGAUGCUGGGGAACCGCUGUAAUUCCUAUGAUAAUCUGCCCCAUGGCAAUGAGAGUGAGGAGGAAGUAGGGCUGCUCCAUAUUCCAGCUCUUAUGUCUCCUCAUUCAGCUGAGGAUGUUGAUUUGAGUCCACCAGACAUUGGAGUAGCCAGCCUGGAUUUUGAUCCAAUGUCAUUUCAGUGCAGCCCUCCUAAGGCUGAGUCAGAAUGUCUAGAGAGUGGUGCUUCCUUUUUAGAUUCAUUAGGAUACUCCAAGGAUAAACCAAGUGCCAAUAAAAACGAUACAGAUGCAGGUGGUAGCCAGUCUCAGACUCCAGGAAGCACUGCAAGUUCUGAACCUGUCUCUCCUCUUCAGGAGAAACUGAGUCCAUUCUUUACCCUGGACUUGAGCCCAACUGAAGAGAAAUCAUCUAAGCCAUCCUCAUUCACUGAAAAGGUCGUCUAUGCUUUCUCUCCAAAGAUUGGACGGAAAUUAAGCAAAUCACCUUCCAUGAACAUAUCUGAGCCAAUUUCAGUGACCCUUCCCAUUCGGGUAUCAGAAGUCAUUGGUACAGUUUCAAAUACAGCAGCUCAGAAUGUACCUUCUCCAGCCUGGAACAAAAGUGUCGAGGAAAGUGAUGUCAUAAAUAGAUCCCCCACCCAGGUAGUAAAGAUGAAAACAAAUGAGAGAGAGGCCCAACAAGGAUGUGAGUCUGAAGUCCAGCCCCUGGACCAGGUAGCUGCUGCAGAAGUAGAAUCACCAGGGAAAGAGGAGCAGUCCGUCUCAAGCAGUGAGAGUAAGGCUGUACCUUCUGGACAGACUCAGACAGGAGCAGUUACCCAUGACCCCCCUCAGGAUUCCGUUCCUGUCAGUUCAGUCUCUCUUAUCCCACCACCACCGCCUCCGAAAAAUGUUGCCCGCCUUUUGGCGCUAGCAUUAGCUGAGUCUGCGCAGCAAGCCUCCACUCAGUCAUUGAAGAGACCAGGGACUGCCCAGGCUGCUCACUCAGAUUAUGGAGAUGUAGCAGUGGCUGCAACUGAAGAUAAACUGCCUAGUUCCUACAUUAGUGAUACUCUAGAUAAAGCCUAUUUCCAAACUGAUAGGCCAGCAGAGCAGUUCUACCCCCAGAACAAUAUGUCUGGGAGCUGUGACCAGCCCAUUCUAGAAACAGCAGCUACUGGGAGCCAUAUUCAUUCCAAUGCAGCUGAAUCUGGGGAAGAGCUCCACCAGGCAGACUUACCAGGAAAUCAGCCACAUCGAACCUAUUUAUCUGGGGACCCAGAAAGGGCCAGAAUCACUUCCGUUUUCUUAACUGACUCAAAGUCUGGUGAUCACAUAAGUUUCCCUGCAGACCAGCCUGGGAAGACCAGUAUGCCAGCUGUCUCCUUUGUGGAUCAGGACCAGUCUCAACUUCAUUUCCACAGUGAUGAUCAGCCUCCUCCUUAUCUCGGGGCAAGUGUGGACAAGCCCCGUCACCCUUCAGAACUUGCAGACAAAUUCCCCACACCUUCUAGUUUGUUGAGGGACAAAAUCUACCCUCCUUCUGGGUCCCCUGAAGAGAAUACCAGCACAGCCACCAUGGCUUACAUGACAACUGCUCCAGUAACAGCUGAAAUUAGCACCAGGGAAGCCAGCUGGGAUGUGCUUGAACAACCCACCCCUGCUGAUUUUGCCGCCUCCACCCUUCAGCGCACGCACAGAACUAAUCGUCCCCUCCCCCCACCUCCUGCCCAGAGAUCAACAGACCAGCUGCCUGCCAUGGGGCAGGUACAAGCGGCAGCCAGUGUAGGACUAAGUAAUUCCCACAAGGUUCAAGGAGUAGUUCCAGCUCCAGAGAGGCCACCUGAGCCCAGAGCCAUGGAUGACCCUUUGCCUGUCCUUGUCAGUGAUGGCAGUGGAGCUGCUCAGUGUCCCGCCUCUGCUCCUGCCCUCCAUCCAGGCCUUCCUGAAAAGGUGUGGGAGGGUGCCAGGGCUCCACCACUGCCCCUGCGUGCUGAGUCUGUCCCCGUGUACCCCUCCUGUGGCUUCACAGCACCGGUUCCCCCGACCAGGACCAUGGAGAGUAAACUUGCCACUGCCAUACACGCUGGCAGCUCAGAGGUGGCCAGCACUUCCGGCUGUCGCCCCUUCCUCACCAUGUCCUCAGCCUCUGUGGAUGAAGUCUUGCCUUUACCACUUCCUGUUCCACAACCUAAGCAUGCUUCUCAGAAAACCACUUACUCUACCUUCGCUAGACCUGAUGUCACCGCUGAACCCUUUGGUCCAGAAAACUGUUUCCAUUUCAGUAUGACCCCAAACUGCCAGUACCGUCCCCAGAGUGUACCUCCACAUCACAAUAAAUUGGAGCAACACCAAGUGUAUGGUUCCCGAUCAGAGCCACCAGCCUCCGUGGGUCCUCGUUAUAACACAUACGUGGCCCCAGGAAGAAAUGUAUCCGGACACCACUCCAAGCCAUGCAGCCGGGUUGAGUAUGUAUCUUCUUUGAGCUCCUCUGUUAGGAGUAGUUGUUAUCCUGAAGAUAUUCCACCAUACCCUACCAUCCGGAGGGUUCAGUCUCUUCACUCCCCUCCAUCUGCCAUGAUUCGCUCUGUUCCCAUUUCACGGACAGAAGUUCCUCCAGAUGAUGAACCAUCCUGCUGCCCAAGACCCCUGUACCAGUAUAAGCCAUAUCAGUCCUCGCAGGCCCGCUCAGAUUACCAUGUAACUCAGCUUCAGCCUUACUUUGAGAAUGGCCGGGUCCACUACCGGUACAGCCCAUAUUCCAGUUCCAGUUCCUAUUACAGUCCCGACGGGACCUUGUGUGAUGUGGACGCCUAUAGCACAGUACAGUUGAGGCCCCUCCACCGCCCGCCCAAUCGCGAUUUUGCUUUCUACAAUCCUAGGCUGCAAGGGAAGAAUGUAUGCAGCUACGCUGCUUUGCUUCCACGUCCCCGGGCCAAUAUGACGGGCUAUUUCUCUGGUAAUGACCAUAAUGGAGCCAACAUGCCUCCAGCCACUGAUUUAAAGCACACUUACACAUCAUGGGAUCUUGAGGACAUGGAAAAAUACCGCAUGCAGUCCAUCCGGAGAGAGAGUCGUGCUCGGCAGAAGGUGAAAGGGCCUGUUAUGUCACAGUAUGAUAAUAUGACCCCGGCUCUGCAAGAGGACUUGGGGGGGCUCUAUGUCAUCCACCUACGUAGUAAAUCAGAUCCUGGGAAAACUGGACUUCUUGCAGUGGCAGAGGGAAAGGAAGGGCGGCACCCAGCCAAGGCCGUCAGUCCUGAGGGAGAUGAGCGCUUCUGUAGGAAGCAUCCAGAGCCAGAGCUGGAUAGAGCCCACCCCCACGGAGGAUAUGGCAAUGGACAGUCAGACAAACCAUCUCUCCCUCAGAAGCAAAGUAGCCUCAGGAACAGGAAGCUUCAUGACAUGGGUUGUAGCCUCCCUGAGCACAGGGCACAUCAGGAAGCAAGCCAUAGGCAAUUGUGUGAAUCAAAGAAUGGGCCCCCUUACCCCCAGGGAGCUGGCCAGUUAGAUUAUGGGCCCAAAGGGAUUCCAGACCCUUCUGAGCAAGUAGGCUACCAUAACUCUGGAGGGAAGUACGUUACAUCAGGGCAGGAGUCUUUAAGACUGAACCACAAAGAGGUAAGGCUCUCCAAAGAGCUGGAGAGGCCUUGGGCUAGGCAACCUCCUGCCCAAGAGAAACACUCCAGAGACUGCUACAAGGAGGAGGAGCACCUCACUCAGUCGGUAGUCCCACCCCCUAAACCAGAGAGGAGUCAUAGCCUGAAACUCCAUCACACUCAGAACCUGGACAGGGACCCCAGUGUGCUGUACCAAUACCAAACACACGGCAAGCGCCAGAGCAGCAUGACUAUGGUGCCCCAGUAUGAUAACCUGGAGGGUUACCACUCCCCACCCCAACACCAGCGGGGUGGCUUUGGAGGAGGAGCAAUGGGGGCAUACGUGCCCUCUGGCUUUCCCCAUCCACAAAACAGGACAUAUGCCACAGCUCUGGGUCAGGGGGCCUUCCUGCCCACAGAGUUGUCCUUGCAGCAUCCUGAAACACAGAUCCACGCAGAAUGAGCCCUGGGAGCAAUAGAGAUGAAGCAGCCUCUGCUGGACAGUGGACUGUUCUAUUUUUUUCAGUAACCAAAAACAUUUAAAAAAAAAAAGCUACAAAACUUCAACCACAUUAAAAAAAUAAGAAAAA
Messenger RNA from Manis pentadactyla (Chinese pangolin), 12568 nucleotides. It is a transcript of the gene ARHGAP32, whose product is annotated as Rho GTPase activating protein 32. Gene Ontology annotation, molecular function: protein binding; phosphatidylinositol phosphate binding; GTPase activator activity. Gene Ontology annotation, biological process: small GTPase-mediated signal transduction. The record is from RefSeq and is a predicted model, not a curated record. Gene Ontology annotation, cellular component: nucleoplasm; cell cortex; Golgi apparatus. Bases 7225 to 12441 code for a protein of 1738 amino acids. The transcript is spliced from 13 exons. Lineage: Eukaryota; Metazoa; Chordata; Mammalia; Pholidota; Manidae.